Molecule: messenger RNA, 1789 nt
Organism: Saprolegnia diclina VS20
Lineage: Eukaryota; Oomycota; Saprolegniomycetes; Saprolegniales; Saprolegniaceae
Exons: 1
Coding region: 55-1701 (548 amino acids)
Biological process (GO): protein phosphorylation
Molecular function (GO): ATP binding; protein tyrosine kinase activity
Source: RefSeq, a predicted model, not a curated record
CGAGCACCCAACAACAAUUCAAUUUGCCCCGUCAUCUACACCACCACCAGCAGUAUGGGGACCUGCCUGUCCAAGGACUCUUCGGCGUUGGUUCUCGAGCCCCAGCCCCGUCACGCACCUGUGUCCAAGUCCUUGCCGCGCAAGAAGGAUCUUCCGACCACCGACGUCCCGGUGUUUGCCCCGAUGGCCGCACCACGGUCGUCGUCCGAUGCGUCGACAGUCACCGACUCGUUGGAUGUCAAGCUCGUGGUCGUGACACCGCUGCCGUCGUCCGAGGCCAGCUCGGCGCCUGCAUCGCCGACGACGUCGACGCAAAACGACGACGACGACAACGUGCCAGACACGGGCGACCAAACCAUGGCUUCGCCUGCAAGCGUCGCGCCGGAUCAAGUCGAAGCGGACGCGCCACUGUCGCCUCCGUUCCAGCCACACGUGACGAGCCCCAUGACGACGCUCGCCAAGACACUCCAGAGUUCGUCGACCGCCAUGUUUUUUCCACUCUACGGCGUCCGCUCGACGCAGCGCAAGAGCUACGUGCCGAUGCUUGAAACCGUGCGCCACAAGACGCUAUUGCCAUCUUACGCGGACGCGGUGCAUUUUGCUGCGUACGGCCCCCCCAACUUUGCCGCAGCGUCGCAUUUUGGCUUGUCGAUUUGGGCCUUCCUCGCAACCUACGACGCCGCCGCGUCCUCGCCACUGCCCAUUUGGCUCCAAAUCGAGCGCGGGCAAAUGGUCCACGUGACGCUGCAUGUACCGGAAAUCGGCUACAGCGUCGCGGACGGCGAGACCAAGUCCUUUGUCUGGGACCACCACGCGACGCACGUUCAUUUUGACGUUGUCGUUCUCGACGCGACAGUCCUCGGGCAGCCGUUCUUUGCGGACGUUGUCGCGGGCCCGCACGUCCUCCGACUUGCGUUCCAGCUUGCGACGCUCUCGGAUGCGGCCGGCGCCUUGACGCAGGCGUACCCGAGCCAAGCAAUGCGCAUCACGGAGCAGGCGCGGACUCUAGCGUCCGAGGACUUUGACGUCGCGAUCGGUGCGACCACGGGCAGCUACAAUGGCACGGCCGUCAACGUCGACGCUCUCCAUGACGCGUCGACCGUCGACGCCCUCAGCGCCCGCAUGCAGCAGAUGAGCCACCACCCGCGCAUUGCUCGCAUUCUCGGCGUUGCCAAGCUCCACGACCAUAUGCACUGGGUCUCGGAGCACAAGCAAGCGUUCACGCUGCACACGUACCUUGGCCAGCGCUUGACGAACGACGAAAAGACGGAUCUCAUGCGGGACAUUGCGGCCGGCCUCGCCCACAUGCACGAGUGCGGCCUUGCCCACAACAGCGUGAGCACGCGCCACUGCAUCGUGGACCUCGACGGCCGCGUGACGCUCGGCGGGUUCAGCGCCGUGGCCGUCGCGUCGACGCAAGCCGAGAUGGCGGUCGACGUCCUCGAGUUUGGCUACGUGCUCUGGGAAGCGUUUACCGAUGUGCCAGCGACGGAUAUUGGCUCGACCUGGCACGAAAUCGUGGUGGCCGUCGAGCUCGGCCCGUCCGCUGCCACGAUGCCGCUCUCGAUCCAAGCCUUGCUCCUCGCGUGUCUCUCGGAAGACAUUGCGCGUCGGCCAACGAUGGUUGAUGUCGUCGAUGCCCUCGGUGGCGCCAAGCCAAAGUCGAUCAUGGACACGGUGGGCCUUCUCAAGAUGGCAUAGAGAUUGUGAGUAUAUAUAAAUUAUUGACCAAGUGUAUAGAAUAAAAGAAAAGACAACUUGUCUCUUGGUCGAGGACCCUAGUUUUCAU